This is a messenger RNA of Megalops cyprinoides (Indo-Pacific tarpon), 1123 nucleotides long. It is a transcript of the gene c1qtnf13, whose product is annotated as C1q and TNF related 13. Gene Ontology annotation, molecular function: protein binding. The record is from RefSeq and is a predicted model, not a curated record. The coding region runs from base 74 to 1123 and encodes 349 amino acids. NCBI's taxonomy places the organism in Eukaryota, Metazoa, Chordata, Actinopteri, Elopiformes, Megalopidae. The transcript has 2 exons.
GCUGCACAGAGACACUGACCAGCUAACGGCAGAGCACACUACCACGGGACACACAAGCACUGCACAGGAGCAGAUGGCCCUGAGCACUUCCUGUCUCCUGGCCUGUCUGCUGGGCAUGACUACUCACCUGGGCUCAGUGUUACCAGUCCAUGUCACCCGCGGGAUAAUGGCAUUCCACUCGGCCUUCUCCGCCGCCCGCACAAGCGGCAUCCCAGGUGGGUUCCAGCAGGCUGUGACCUUUGACCGGCUGCUGGUCAACAUGGGAAAUGACUUUGACCCUGACACAGGGCGCUUCCGCUGCCGUGUCCCUGGUGCCUACUACUUUGCCUUCACUGUGGGAAAGUUCCCCAGGAAGCUGCUUUCAGUCAUGUUGGUGAAGAAUGCACAAGAGGUUCAGGCCAUGGCAUACGAUGGUCACCGCCGCAAAGAUCGCAAGGUACAGAGCCAGAGCGCCAUGGUCAACCUGAAGGCCAUGGACACAGUGUGGCUGCUGCUCAACUCCAGUCCUAAGUACGCCCUCUACAGCAAUGCAGGCCCCUACAUAACCUUCACCGGCUACCUGGUGUACCCCGACUCUACCUCUGGUUACCUCAGCAACCACUUAGCUGCACCAGGGCUGGGCUAUCAAGGCUGCCCUCCUCUGGGGGACCCCAGGCAGCCCUGGGAGGAGCCCCGCUCUGCCUUCUCAGUGGCCAGGACAUCCCCACUCCUUGGAGAGAGGUCUGAGCUGGGGGAGAAGGAGGCCCUGACCUUUGAUGUGGAGUAUGUUAACAUCGGGGGCCACUUCAACAAAACUUCAGGCCGCUUCCUGUGCCGUGUCCCCGGUGCAUACUACUUCUCCUUCACGGUGGGGAAGCACCCGCACCGUGCCCUAUCGGUGAAGCUGAUGACUGGCGAUGGCGAGGUGCAGGCUAUGGUGUUUGACGAGGAUGAGUCACGGCGGCGUGAGAUGCAGAGCCAGAGUCUGAUGCUGUCACUGCGGGAGGGAGACAGCGUGUGGCUCUAUAGCCAGCAGCAUGAGCGCUUUGCUGUCUAUAGUAACCAGGGCCGCUACACCACCUUCUCCGGCUUCCUGGUCUACCCAGACACCAGGUUCUACUAUCCUGCCAGAACUCACUUCUGA